Messenger RNA from Naegleria fowleri, 2109 nucleotides. RefSeq lists its product as uncharacterized. The transcript has a single exon. The record is from RefSeq and is a predicted model, not a curated record. Bases 1 to 2109 code for a protein of 702 amino acids. Lineage: Eukaryota; Heterolobosea; Eutetramitea; Acrasida; Naegleriidae.
AUGCAACACAUCUAUUACUAUGAUCAUGGCAUGUUCAUUGCUCCAACAAAAAACAUGAUAACUGUCUAUAACAAAUUAUAUUCGGAAUAUAUUGAUUUUGAUGAUUUUAAGAAAUUACCAUUUGAUGUCAUUUUAUAUAUUUUAACUUUUAUUAAAUUUCCAGAAAUUAUUUUCUAUUCCAAGAAAUUAAUUGAAACAGCACAUUACAGUGAUCUGUAUGAAAAAAUGUUACUCUACGAAGAAACUGCGAGUAGUAUGUCCAAUUUAAAAGAAUUGACAAGUGACACUCAUUCAUCAACCCAAUCCAACUCUCAACCAAACACCACCAUUAACAACACCAAUAACUCUUCAUCCCUCCCAAAUGGAGAGUCCUCUCUUUGUCCUCCUCCUCCUUCUCUUAAAAAAUCUUCUUCUUCUUGUCUUCAUAAACGUUCCAUUUCACCUUCUUCUGCCUCUCUCACAAAAUCCAUUCCAUUUUCAUUACAAAAUGUCAUGUCAAAAUUAUUUGGAGUUUUUGAAAAGGAAAGAAAUCAGAGAUUGUUUCUUUUUGAUUUUUAUGCACAUUUGAAAUUUAUUGGAUUUGAUCAAAUGUUGGCUCUGUAUAAUUCCUUUUAUAGAGAUUAUUCGAGUACGAGUUAUAAUUCAUCAAUUUUUGUGAAUUACAACAACAAUCAUCCACUCAAUCCUACAAAUAAUCAUUUACAAACAAAUUCACAACAAUCAUGGCAAACUCAACCACAAAUGAAUCAAACAAAUUCAUCACCAAAUGGACGACAAUUACAACAAGAAACAACCAAUUUCACACACACUCACUCCUCUUCAUCCUCUUCACAACAAUUUUCCAACCAUUCAUACCAUUCCAAUCCUCCUCUCUUGAAUACCAUGCUUUCACCUCGCUCCUCAUGUAAAAGAUUGAGAAUUUCCUAUGACGAUGACUUUUUAAGCAUGCUCACAGCAAGUCCAAGUUCAUUUGAAAAUUUACUUUCGAAUCGUCAACAACAACAACAACAACAACAUUCAUUAUCAUUAUUGGAAGACACUGAAGAACAGAGCCAUGACUCUGUAUUGAAUCCUUUGAAUAGUUUUUCAAAACCAUCUUCAAUGAUUCCUUCCUUGCAUUCACAUUUACCAAAACAUUUGAGACAUGUUGUGAAAAGUGUGAAACGAUUGAGCAAUGAAUAUCAUCAACAAUCACAACAACAACAACAAUUUUACACACUACUGAAUUCUAACCCUUCUCUUUCAAUACAGCAACAACGAAGAAGAUCAAAAUCACUUGGUUCUGCACAAAUUGCUAUUCAAAUUCGAAAGAAAAUUGAAGAACACAAUCCUAAGGACUCGACAAUGAAUCAUAAUAAUAUUCAAGAAGAAGAAGGCCGUAUUCAUGAGGGAUUUGAUGAUAAUCAAACAUUGGUAUCAGCAACAACAACAACAACUCAACCACAGGACUCGACUCGAUCCAAACAUCGAUUUUCCAUUCAAUUUUAUCAAGUUCGAAAUUUUUUCUACAUUCCAUUCAUUCAAUCAGUGACUUUUUCGAAUUGCUCGAAUCAAGCAAAUUAUUAUAUUCAUUUUGUGGUGUUACCAUUUUUCACAUUCAAUAAUCACUUAAAAUCAUUCAAAUUGAUUGAUUGUCAAUUGAGUCAGGAGACGAUUCAGGAAUUGUAUUUUCAAUUAAGGUCCAUGUUUGUGGAAAUGCACAAGAAUGGAAAAUUAUCUGCUCCUUGUUAUCCCUCGUUGCGAGAAUUGAGUUUGGCUGACAAUGAUGUAUUUCACUAUUGCUCUUGGCAUUUUCUUUUUCCAAAUUUGAGAACGUUGGAUCUUUCUGGAAACAAGCCCAUGAUGGGUCCUUCGAUGUGUAAAUUACUCACCAAGGACAUUGAAAGUUUUAAACAUUUGAAGAGAUUGAAUUUAUCCAAUGGAGCUUUUGACAGCAACAUGAUCAUUCGUUCGAAUUCUUUGAGAGAACUCGAUGUUUUUGACAUCAGGCAGCCCAUGAAUAUCACUCAACUUGAGAAUCAAAUUGUCAAUCAUUGCAAAAAGAUUCGACUCAUCAAGUACUAUUCGGCACAAGAGAAAAAGUUGGUCAAAUGGGUUCGUGAGGAUUAA